AAAUGAGGAAAGGUAUCCUUCACUUCACUUGUUCUUCUUACCUGUGAAGGUAGAACAAGCCUUCACCUGUUGCUCUCUGCCAGAUGACAAAAGGAAGUCACAGCCAAUUACUUAUUUGACUAAUCAUCGGUGAUUACUUUCACUCAACCCCGUAUUGUUUACUAUACAAAAUAUUCCACUUGGAUUUUUUUAAAUACGGAUAAAGCCAAAACAUGGCUUUUCGCAAGAUUAAAUCAAAAAUCAGCCAAAGUUUAGUCAUCUGUGUGAUGUUUUGCAUUAUAAAAACUUGUGAAGCUGCCAAAGAACUAGAGAAAUCAGACAAUGCAGAUUUAUUAGUUGCGUCAAGUGUAGCAGUCAAUACCUAUAAAAUACAAUCUACAGGUUCUGCAACUUCAGGACUUAAAAAAUACGGCUAUCCUUUUCUCAUAGCUCCAACUUUAAAUCCAGUCAUCAGUUCCAGAUCAGACGAUGAUGAGGAUACAGAAGAUAUAGAGCCAAUCGCUUCAGCCAAAGACUACGGAUCCAAAUUGACUGUCUCAGAAACAAGUGAAAAGAAAAGCAACGAAAAGAAGCGUAAAAUCCCAUACAGGUAUGGUGCGAUUCGCCGACAAGGAUAUCAAGAUAAAACUGACACGGAUGAACAUAAGGCAAGGCGAUAUAAAGAGCCGAAAUACAGGAAUUUUGAUGAACUGGAGAGCAAAUUUAAGCCAAGGAGAAUAGAUUAUGAAGCACCCUACUCAGAAUAUUAUGUACCAUCAAAAUCAUCUAAACCAAAGGUUUCUCAAAGGGAUCCAUACUUAUCACCCUCCUCUAAAGAACCCAUAGAUACCUUUUAUCCAAUUUCUAAGACCAGAAGUUAUACCAGUCCUUAUAAGCAAAGUGGAAGAAGCUCAGCAAUGUAUGGCUCUGGCCGCUAUGAAGAUUCGCCCCCUUACUAUGGCACCUAUAGCCACAGUAGUUAUUCAGAUGAUGCUUACAAUAGCCCAUCAAAAUAUCCAACGAAUGAUGAUCCCUAUAAUUACCAGGAAGAUUAUACAAUUGAAAGCAAUAAGCCAAUAAUUGGCGACAUCCGGAAAAGGCUUCUCGACUACGCGGGUGCUUCAGAUUUGUACGAGGGGGAACCAGACUACCUUCGCCAAGUUGCCUUGAACAAACACAAAUAUGCACCUAUUGGGAAUGAUUAUUAUGGUUAUGGCGAGCCAGAGUACAAGAAGUCCUACAGAGAGUUCCCUUAUGUGGAAUCUAAAAUAUCCCUAAUUAAGAAAAGGAGAAUAUCCUGAGCCAAAGUAAAUUAAGCCAAAACAAUCAGCGAAUUAAUGUAAUGUUACCUAAGGAUAAAUGUGUGCAGUAAAAUUUACUGAGAAUUCAUGAGUGUUAGGCUACUUUUUGAAUAGCAAAUAUACAAACCUGUGAUAGUAUUUCAAAGAAGAAAAUGUCUCGAUAAAAUUAAGAUUGCUCCUCACAUAAAUGAAGUCCUUCGAGAAACAACUAUGGCUAAGACUACUAAACAAAAUACAUUGUUUUAGAAUCUUGCCGUACAAACAGGCUAAAGAUAAAAACAUAUUGUUGCAGUAACUUAGGUAAAUGAGAGACAGAUGAAAAGGGCCAUUGGUAUUGUAUCAUCUUCUAACUGUUAUUUAAGUUUAUUUUAAUUACUUAAAUCCAGUUAUUCUACAGUAUUUUUUAAUAUUUUGUAUAUUUCAUAUUUGUUUUAAAAACUUAAUUAGCACAAAAGUACAUAGACUUGAAAAAACACAUAAUACCUGAAACAAGUGAAAUGGUAAAUUAAACUGCCUUAUCAAUGAUUUUGAUGUCGAAAUAAAUAAAUUGUAAACUA
Parasteatoda tepidariorum (common house spider) is the source of this 1837-nucleotide messenger RNA. RefSeq lists its product as uncharacterized. NCBI's taxonomy places the organism in Eukaryota, Metazoa, Arthropoda, Arachnida, Araneae, Theridiidae. The record is from RefSeq and is a predicted model, not a curated record.